Messenger RNA from Penicillium cosmopolitanum, 1947 nucleotides. RefSeq lists its product as uncharacterized. The transcript has a single exon. Lineage: Eukaryota; Fungi; Ascomycota; Eurotiomycetes; Eurotiales; Aspergillaceae. The record is from RefSeq and is a predicted model, not a curated record. Bases 1 to 1947 code for a protein of 648 amino acids. Gene Ontology annotation, molecular function: protein binding.
AUGAAAAAAGCAUUUGAAGAAUUCCUGGAAAGACACGACAGAACAUAUCUCAUCAUUGACGGGCUCUCACAUUGCCACACUGAUGUCCAGAAAUUCGUUGAAGAAUAUCUCCAUGAGCUCAUCAGAGAAGGAAAGCCACUAUGCCUUCUAACUACAUCUCAUCAUCAUCGAAAAGUCCACAACAUUAUCACCUGCAACCGUUGUACGGCAAAGGAUCUUGAGAUCUAUUUCAAUUGCGGUUGCCAGGGCAAGAAUUUUGAUCUGUGUCAAGGAUACAAAGACAAUGGAGCCUCAUGUCUAGAUGAUAGCCAUAUAGGCGAUGAGAGGUAUGACACAGUCCCCAUAUAUGUGUUUCCUCGAGAGUUCGAGAUUGCAAAUUAUUGUCGCCACAGACUAAGCUUGGCUUGUCGUGUCGACCGUAAAGAGGAUUCGCGCAAAUAUGAUGACCAAUUUCAUGAAUCGGGCGUUAUACGACAUCUACGAAGAAAUCCCGAAUCACUGGACAUUAUCGCAAAGGAAAUUGAAUGUCGGGCGUGGGGAAAUUUCCGCGUUGCGGAAGCAUGGCUUGACGCCUUGAUGGAAGUGAUAACCGAUCUGGAGCACAUUGAUGACUUAUUGGAGGAGAUGGCGUAUGUUCCUCGGAAGAACCUCAACAAUUACUUCAAGAAGCGUGUUGAGAACAUGAAGCAUUACAAGUUGCAAGAUGAAAGCUCGCUGACUUUCAGGGUCAUUUCACUGAUUAUGACCACCCUUCAGCCGAUAAACAUCAUAGCCCUGCAACAUGCACUUGCCCUUGAGAGUGACGCAGCUCGCAUUGAAGAUAGGAAAUUGAUCCCUCGAGAAAAUAUUCUCAGGGCCGCAAACGGCAUGUUGAAAAUCGACAAGGCUCAGGAUAAGAAGUCAUUCGUACGAUUGAUCCACGACUCUAUGAGAGUGAUUGAAGUCCCCGACCUGGAUCCAUCCUUCAAAUAUCCGCAUACUAGGAUGGCAAAUCUUUGCCUGAAAUAUCUUGAACAUGGAGACUACUCAGAACAUUCCAAUGACAAUGCUAAAUUUCCGUUCUCGGCAUACGCUUUAGAGCAUUGGGCAGAUCAUGUUCGGUUGGCCUGUUCCAGAGAAGAUGAUUCCAUUACCAAGAGAAUAGGAAUCUUUUUGGCAAAACCUGGGAGAGUUCGCCAAAUAGCACAAAGGACAAAGGAGUUGAAAUCGAGAGAAGUCGAUUCAAAUGAGCUCUCCAAGUGGCUUUCCAACGUUACAAAUCCCAUUCAUAUUUGCGCUUGGUAUGACUUGUCAGGUAUGAUCAAAAGGUUUGAUGAUGAUGGGCGCAAACUCGAUGUCCCGCUCGACCAUGAAGGAAAGCGAACUCCUCUCCAAUACGCAUGUGUAAAUUCUUGCUUGGAGACUGUGGAGACAUUGUUGGACUUGAAAGUUCUGAAAAGUAACGAGGAGGCUCAUAAGGCGAUCUGGGUUGCGAUCAACGGAUACGGUUUAUCUGACCCCAAACGCUGCUCGGAAGAAGAAGAAAUGUGCCGAGUGAGAAUAGUGGAGAUGAUUUUGAAGGAUCGAGACCUCUCUUUCGAUAGUGCUAUAUUCAACCAAGGUAGAACAGUUCUCAUGCACACGGUAAUGUUUGGUUUUCUCCAAUUUGCAAGUCUGCUGUUGAAUCCUGAGGCAAAGGUAGUACUCGACAUGAACGUCCAAGAUGAGAAAGGACGAACUGCAUUAUGGCAUGCUGCUGAGAACCCCGGACUACCAUUCGAGCCAUACGCCCAACAAUAUAAAAGCCUGAUCUGGCUGAUGCUAGAAUAUGCCGGAACGGAGGUCGUGUAUCUUUCUACAGGGCUCGCUGCUUUGGAAAAUCCAGAAAAACACAAAAACACGACAUUCAUGGAAAUUUUCAAAAAUUUCCAGUUGAGGGCGAGACGGAAAAGAACAUCGAGCUGGUGA